Molecule: messenger RNA, 2493 nt
Organism: Polychytrium aggregatum
Lineage: Eukaryota; Fungi; Chytridiomycota; Chytridiomycetes; Polychytriales
Product: phosphoesterase family-domain-containing protein
Exons: 1
Coding region: 229-2451 (740 amino acids)
Molecular function (GO): hydrolase activity, acting on ester bonds
Source: RefSeq, a predicted model, not a curated record
ACGAAAGCACGCGCGAUCUGUCUCGGUCUUCUGUUCCCAGCAUGGUCCUGCGCAAACCCCCAUGGCUCUUCAUCCGAGUUGCCCUAUUCUCCCACGUGGGAUGCAGGCCAGGCAGGCUCGUACCCAACCACCCUCUCGCCCUGCCUUUGGACGGUCCGGAGAGCAUAAAUAGCCGGCCGCGAAUAGCCUGCUUUCAUCACCACCACUCCUGCACCUUCCAUCCCAGCAAUGAACAGCCCGGUCGUCUGCUCUGCCGCGCUCCUCCUGGUCAUUGCCAGGCUGGCUGCUGCCAUCUCUUACACCAUCACCAACCCUCUGCCCUGCAUUCGCCCCGGCGAUCUCAUCAAGGUUUCUUGGACUGGCUCCUCCUCGGUCAAUUCCCUGGAUUGGAUCGGCAUCUACGCCGAUGGCCGCUGCACCAACGCCGUUGGUGGUUCUUGCCCCAGCGGCUCUAAUGCUUGGCAGCGAGUUGUCUUGACCUCGCCCAACACCGCCAAGAACGGCAUCGUCACGGUCGCUGCCCCGGCUGCCGGUACUUACCGCGCGUACUAUCUGCUGAACGAUCAGUACCAGAUCGGUGCCUUCUCUGCCGCCUUCAAGGUCGAUCCCUCGUGCCCUGCGUCAUACACCCUCGGUAGCGUCCCUGCGUGCAUCGCUCCCCAGACUGCCAUCAGCGUUCCCUGGUCCACUCAAGCCCCCGCUGGCUCUAUGGACUGGAUUGGUCUCUACAAGUCCGGCCGCUGCUCCACCACCUGCCCCUCGGGCUCGGACGCCUGGGCCCGUAUCAGCACGGCCAGCCCCAACAAUGCCACCCAGGGUGUCCUCAACAUUGUCGUUCCUGCCGAAACCAACCCUCCCUCGUCCUACAUGGCCUACUACCUGAUCAACGAUCUAUACACCAUCGGCGCCGUUUCGGAGUCGUUUACUGUCUCCUCGUCCUGCACCCCCAUCACUCCUGUGACCCUCACCACUACCGUCAGCUCUGUUGUUGCCGGCGGUUUCCUUACAAUCUCCUGGAGUGGCGCCAAUGUGAACGACGCUGAUGAUCGUAUCAUGUUCACCUCCAGCGGCGUUCCUUCUAGCACCAACUUCCUUGAUGAUGCUUGGCAGUACACCUAUGGCGACCAGACUGCCACCGGCGCCCACCCUCCCGCCAGCGGCUCUGUCUCCAUUAAGGCCCCCGCCACCCCUGGUGUCUACACUGCCUACUACUGUAUCAACAACGGAUUCCGGUGCAUUGGUUCCGUCAACGUCACUGUCACUGCCCCCAACGUCCAGUGCCGUGCCAGCGGCCAGACUGCCUCGUCCAUCAAGAAUCUUAUCGUUGUCAUCUCCGAGAACCACUCCUUCGACAGCUACUACGGCCACUACUGCCAGGCUCCCGCCGGCAGCAAUCCUUCCUGCAACACCGGCCGAAGCUGCUGCGCUGCUGCCUCUACUGUCUCUGGCGUCUCUGCCACCGUCCUGAACGAUGCCUCGAACUUGGCCUUCGACCCCUGCCACUCCUAUGCCUGCGAGAUCUGCGAGAUCAACAACGGUGCCAUGGACAAGUACAUCGGCUCGGGCGGCUGCCCCGGCUCUAGCAACAGCAACUACGCCAUCGCUGACGGCUCCUCCACUGGUGCCAGCCAGUACUGGCAGUGGGCCUCUGAGUAUGCUAUCGCAGACCGUUUCUUCCAGUCUGCCCCCGGUGCCUCUUCCCAGAGCGACAUGUACUUUGCUCGUGGCGCCUGGGUCUUCCAGGACAACACCUACGUCCCCGAUAUUGCUUGGUGCAGCUCCAGCAUCCGCAUGUACAACGAUCCUACCGUCGCCGAUCUCCUGGUUGGAUGCAACGUUGGCUUCCGUUUCUAUGCCGAGGGCUACAAUGCCCCUCGUGUUGCUGGACAGUGCUGGCCCCAGUACUUUGACCCCAGUGAUGUCCCGUUCCUGUACUACAACAGCCUGGCCCACUCCAGCCAGUCCUCGAGCUACUUCCAAGACUUUACCAACUUUGCCUCUGAUGUUGCCAGCGGUAGCCUGCCGGCCGUCACCUUCGUCAAGCCCCUCGGCACUCGCUGCGAGCACCCCGGCACGUCCAGCAUCACCGCCGGCGAGAACUUUAGCCAGGGCAUCAUCGACACCAUCAUGAACUCGUCCAUCUACUCCGAGAAUACUCUCAUCAUCCUUGUUCCGGAUGAGUCUGGCGGUUUCCGCGACAGUGUCGCCCCUCCUCCCCGUAGCGUCGUCGACAACAAGCCCUACGGACCCCGUACUCCCUUCGUCGUCAUCGGUGCCGCUGCCAACAAAAACUUCAUUUCCCACGUCCCUAUGGAGCCCGCCAGUAUCAUCCGCUUCAUCGAGUCCAACUGGCUCGGCGGCUCUCCCGGCCAGCUCCAGACCCGCGAUGCCGUUGUCAACAACAUUGGCAGCCUGCUCAACAUUACUGUCACUGGAUAUAACUUCCCUUAAAUCCGAUCUCGGACACUCUGCGGGGAGAUUACUCUGUUGCCC